Messenger RNA from Achroia grisella, 2247 nucleotides. RefSeq lists its product as uncharacterized. The record is from RefSeq and is a predicted model, not a curated record. Gene Ontology annotation, molecular function: nucleic acid binding; zinc ion binding. The transcript has a single exon. The coding region runs from base 1 to 2247 and encodes 748 amino acids. NCBI's taxonomy places the organism in Eukaryota, Metazoa, Arthropoda, Insecta, Lepidoptera, Pyralidae.
AUGAUGGCUGAUCGCAAGAAGAAAUUACCCCAGGGAGGUACCGGUCGUUCAGCGACCGGAGAAUCCUCCUCCACCGCACCGGAUUUGCCGGGGGUGGGCCGUCCCACGUCUUCUGGGGGGGACACGACCAGCGCUGAAGAGUUGAGGAACAUCAUGACGAGAAGAGUCGAGAUCCUGGAAGAGCUGGAGGUUCUCGAGGCUCUUGAUAUAGAGACACAGAUGGACUCUGAGCGGACAGGUUCGUCGCUGUCAAUAAGAUCAGAGGACAGCCUUGGGUUGGCGAGAGGGAGUACCUCGCCUCCCAAGAAACACCGCAAGAGGAGGAUCGUCGAGAGACGUCGGGAGUUGGACUCCGACGAUGAUGAGGUAGACCUGGUGGAGGUAUCCUCGACGGGGUCCAGAUCGAGUCGGGCAAGGGGCCAGCAUGUGGCCAAGAGAGGAGCGCGAACAGCCACGCCAGCAUCCCGGAUGGAGACCGAGGCUUCGGCGUCCGAAGCUGAAUCCCCCGGGACUGCGGCUGCUGUCUGCCAGGUAACCGAGCAGGAUUACAUGCUCGGCUCCGACGAACUCGGAGAUAAGGUGGAGGAAGGUGCCCGGCAAGUGCUAGUCGCCGUGAGGAAGUCUGGCAAUCUAAAAGGGACUAUAAUCAGGGACAUCAAAGUGGCAAUUGGCGCCAUCCGCUCGGCGUCUAGCACCCUGAAAUUGAGGUCCGGGUCUUCCGAAGAAGACGCCCUCAGGAGGGAGGUCCGCAAGCUGCAUGCCGAACUGGAGGAUGUGAAGGCAAUCAAGGCGGCCAUGCUGAAGGAAUCCGUGGAGGAGCGGAAGAAAUUCCGCCAACUCCAAAUGGCGUCACAGUCCUCCGCCGCGUUGGCCGACGAACUGGCCUCGCUGAAAGCGGAGCGAGAGAGUUGGGAGCGGCAAGCGCGGGAGAGCGUCCUAAAACUUGAGGAUCUGAAGAAGCAGAACGCUCUAGACCGCCUUGCCCUGCAAAAAGCCCUGCAAAAGGUCGAGGAGUUAAAGACUGCGGUAGAGCUUCCGCCUGUCGCAAUAAUGGGGACCACAACGGCUGAGCCGGAAGGCGCGCCGCCUCGGACCCUUACGGAGGACGCCGAAGACCGGAUGAUCCGGCGAGUAGGCGAAAUGAUGGACAGCCGCUUCGCCGAGAUGGAAGAGCGGAUCUCGGCGAAGAGGAAACGGCCCCCAAAGAUCAGGAGUGCGCCUACUGCUGGAUCAUCCGGUCCAAGGACUGACAGGGCCCCGCAGCGGGAGCCCAGUGGCGGACGCGCCCCACAGCCGUCGACCUCGGCAGAAAACGCGGAGGGCUGGUCGACGGUUGUGCGACGCGGGAAGCGUAAGGGUGCUGGCGCAAGCCAGGCAGCUCCCACCAGUACGCCACCAAAGAAGGGGCCACGCGGCGGCCAAACGCAGGAAUCGCAGCGGAAGAAGAAGCCCGCGCGGAAGGUGAAGGCGCGCCCCCCUCGGUCAUCGGCUGUGGUUCUGACCAUAAGGCCGGGAGCCGAGGAGAGGGGCGUCACCUAUAGGUCGGUGCUCACCGAUGCGAAGGCCAAUAUCUCAUUGGCCCAGCUCGGUAUCACCGACCUUAGGUACAGAGUGGGAAGGACUGGGGCCCGUAUCCUCGAAGUCCCCGGAUCAGACACAGGCGACAAGGCGGACGCGUUGGCUGCCAAAAUAGAGGAGGUCCUGCCCGAGGACGUCCGGGUCUCGAGACCUGUCAAAACGGCCGAGCUCAGGCUCGUCGACCUGGACGACUCGGUGUCGGUAGCCGACGUGGUGGUCGCAAUCAUGCGGGACGGGGGGUGCCGGGAGUCCUCGGUGAAAACCGGGGAAAUCCGGCGCAACCCGCAGGGUACGGGCUCAGUCUGGGUGCGGUGUCCUGUGGCCGCCGCCAAGAAGUUGGCCGAUGCCGGUCGGCUCAAGAUCGGUUGGGUGAUGGCGCGGGUUCAACCUUUGGACCCAAGGCCGCAGCGGUGCUAUCGCUGCUUGCUCACGGGUCACGUGGGCCUGCGAUGCACCGCUGAGGAAGACAGCAGCGGAAUUUGCUUCCGCUGCAGCGAGCCCGGCCACAAGGCCGCACGGUGCGCCGCACCAUCACCGAACUGUCGGUACUGUGCCGCGGCGGGUCGCAAGUCCGACCAUCGAGUGGGCGUCACAAACCUGUGUCGCCCGCCAAAGGCCCGAGCCGCGGCACGGGCCACAGGUGGGGGGGGGGAGUCGAUGGACACCUGA